Elgaria multicarinata webbii is the source of this 3036-nucleotide messenger RNA. It is a transcript of the gene ABHD12, whose product is annotated as abhydrolase domain containing 12, lysophospholipase. NCBI's taxonomy places the organism in Eukaryota, Metazoa, Chordata, Lepidosauria, Squamata, Anguidae. Gene Ontology annotation, molecular function: monoacylglycerol lipase activity; phosphatidylcholine lysophospholipase A1 activity. The record is from RefSeq and is a predicted model, not a curated record. Bases 122 to 1309 code for a protein of 395 amino acids. Gene Ontology annotation, biological process: monoacylglycerol catabolic process; phosphatidylserine catabolic process. Gene Ontology annotation, cellular component: endoplasmic reticulum membrane. The transcript is spliced from 13 exons.
AUCCCUCGGUUGCCGGGCUGUGGCUGGUAUGAUGUAGGUAAAGGGAGCGUCGCUUUCGGGACGGAGGCGUCUUCCCUGGAGCGAGCGGAGCUGGCACCGCCCGCGCGUAGGCACCGCCGGCAUGAGAAAGCGGAACGAGUCCGUCACGUUGGAGCAUGAGCGCCUCAGCUCCUCGGCUCCGGCGCCAGCAGCCGCUCCCCAGUCCCCGCAGCUGGACAAGGGCUUUAGCUUGAGACCGAGCCUGCGUUUGUCUGGCAGCGCCCGGCCCGCUGGUGACUCUGGCAUGAAGCGAACGCUCGGCAGGAGACAUGGAAUGUGGUUUCGAUUGCGAAAAGUAGUAAUCUGGUUGUUGGGAGUGUACAUAGCCAUUCCAUUUCUAGUAAAACUUUGUCCGGCUAUUCAGGCAAAGCUCGUCUUCCUAAAUUUUGUGAGAGUACCCUACUUCAUUGACUUGAAAAGGCCCCAGGACCAAGGUUUAAACCACACCUGUAACUACUACCUACAGCCAGAGGAAGAUGUAACUAUUGGGGUCUGGCACACAGUUCCCACAACUCUAUGGAAGGAUGCUCAAGGCAAGGACCAACUGUGGUUUGAGGAUGCUUUGGGUUCCAACAACCCUGUGAUCCUGUACUUGCAUGGAAAUGCAGGGACUAGAGGAGGAGAUCACCGUGUGGAACUUUAUAAGGUUCUGAGUUCUCUUGGUUACCAUGUAGUCACAUUUGAUUAUCGAGGCUGGGGAGAUUCAAUAGGCACUCCCUCAGAGAGUGGAAUGACCUAUGAUGCUCUUCAUGUUUUUGACUGGAUAAAAGCAAGAAGUGGAGACAAUCCAGUUUAUAUAUGGGGGCACUCCUUAGGAACUGGUGUUGCAACCAAUCUAGUAAGACGGCUUUGUGAAAGAGAAACUCCCCCAAGUGCCCUGAUACUGGAGUCACCUUUUACGAACAUCCGUGAAGAAGCAAAAAGCCAUCCCUUUUCAGUGACAUAUAGAUACUUCCCAGGAUUUGAUUGGUUUUUCCUUGACCCCAUAACAUCAAGUGGAAUUAAGUUUGCAAAUGAUGAGAACGUAAAACACAUUUCAUGUUCUCUGCUUAUUCUUCAUGCUGAAGAUGAUCCUGUUGUUCCGUUUCAGCUUGGAAAGAAGCUAUACAACAUUGCUGCCCCAUCUCGGAGCUUCCGUGAUUACAAAGUCCAGUUCAUUCCAUUUCAUACGGACCUAGGCUACAGGCAUAAAUACAUCUACAAGAGCCCAGAACUACCUCGAAUAUUACGGGAAUUCCUGGGAAAAUCUGAGCAUCAACAUCGUCAUUGAAGGUUACUUGCAUGGUAGACUUAAAAGUGAAUCAUCUUAAAAGGAAGGAAAGUAGGGGGGGAAGUCUGCCAUUAUUUUAAACCCAGGCACUGGAUAAGUCACAAAUUCCUGCUUCAGUCCUAAUGCAUUCCCUUGGAAUCCCAACCUUUGGAACAGUAGAUAUGAAGAACAAAUGUAGUUGGCUUCUGUCUCCUUUCUUUUCUUCUUCUUCUUGUAAAGAACAAGAGAAUCAAACAAAUUGGAACAAUUAAGUUCAAGCACAAGAAAGACUCGGCAAAAAAUCCUGGAAGCUAUGAACAUUCCUACAGAUGUGUUUUGGUUCACAAUAGCUCCUUGCAAGACAAAAAGAACGUGCACUCUGAAAUGCAAAUGGACUGCAAUUAUCUGCAAAUAUGUAACUCUUAUAACCUUUCAGUGCUGCACCUAGUUUACUUGAGUUGCAGGUUGUUCUCUUGUAGCAAUUAGUUCAGUAUGGGAAUGUUUUUCUCCUGACAAUUAUCAAAUUGGGGAAUUGCUGAAGAUGAUGAAUUACCUUGAUUUUUAACUUCAUUUAAAAAACCAGAGGUCAAGAUGGUUGAAAGAAAACAUUUCAGGAUGAAUUGAAGGAUGUUUCUCCUUUAAAAUGAGUGAUAAUUUAAUAGUGGUUAAGUUUCCCUUUCUCUUGCCUUGCUUUCAAAUUUCAUCGCUGCCUCUCAUACAUAGAUAAGAUAUUAUAAACAUCUUUGUUAUACCUCAUAUACAGACACAUCCUCUUUGAGAUUCUUUCUUCUAGUUUCUAAACCAUUUUCUUUAGAUUUAUAAAUCCCUUAAGUGAUGUAAAAUGUAUUGAUUACAAAUUACACACUCAAAAAGUUAUUUGAAGGACUCCUUUUUUAAAAAAUGGAGGAUGACUUUAAACGAAGUCUAGAUUGGAUGGAGAACUUGUUUUUCCAUUGUGGCGAAGAUGUCUUCCAGUCUCCUCUAAUCCUAGAGAGACAUAUAAGCACUUUGGGAGUGAGAAAAUUGAUAUCCAUCUUUAGUAAUCAUGGUUCUUCACACUCCCAACCAAGCUAUUUCCAUAAAAAUACUCAGGUACAUUAGAGCUGGUCAAAAGUUUUCUUUCUUUUUAAAUACUAGGGAGAUAAUAUAAAAAUGAACACUUUGACCUGGUUCACAUAAUCACCUCAGCCCACCGUGGUUUGUUUAAGCCAGGGUGGGCUGCAGCAUGUGCCGGGCAGUUUUUCAAUAUUCAAGCCGCAGCAGCAACUUGUCAUGUUAUCCAAAUCGGGAGGCAUGGGUUGUGCGAGGGUUGUUUAACCCCAGCCCACCAUGCCACAGCCCACGGUGGCUUAUUUGAUUGUGUGUAUAGGCCCUUUAACUUGAUUAUCUCUUUUGAUGUUAGUUUUCAUUGGGAAUGAAGCUCACUUUCUCCCUCUGAAGUGAAAAUAUUAACAGUUGUAUGUGAACUCCCAAAUUUUAUCCGGAACAACCAAAUGUGUUGAAAGUGGUCAUUAAAACAGUUUCUUUCUGCUGAAAAUAAUAAAGAUUGGUUUUAGUUUGAUAUUUAUAUUAUUAAAAACCAGAGCUAUAUGAAGACAUCCUGACCAGCCUUGAAUGUUCCCUUUAGUUGGCACGAGCCCGAAACAAAGACUAGUUUGUCCUUUUCACUUGUAGCAAAGCAAUUCUUGUUGUAUUGAAAUGUAGCAGCCAGCAUGAUGGUAACUAAUGGUAAUAAAUAUUGAAUCAGA